GCUUCUAUUCCCGGAGACACCGCCUCCAUUUUACCCCGACACCCGGAGCAGCAGCACCGACACCCGGCGGAGUGACACGAACCGAACUACUGACCCGGCGGAGGGACUCGUUCUGCGGCGAACCCAACGGCUGGUGCGCGAGACUCCAGUUUUCCCGGGCCUGAAUCCCGUUGAUGGCGCCUCUGCGGCAACACGGAGGAUUUGUGAGGUUUUAACGGUUUUUCUGCGGGGAAAACAGCUCGGUUUAACGGCAGGACGAAGAGGAGGAGGUGGCUAGCAGGUUCCCUGCCAGGAUGCUGCACUGAGCAUGCUCAGAGCGCUGAUCGUUGCCAUGGUGAUGUACGGAGGGGGGGGGCAGGCGUGCACCGGGGAGAACUGCUCCGCUAACAGCGAGUCCAAAGAUUACUGCUAUUCUGCCCGGAUACGCAGCACCGUGCUGCAGGGGCUGCCCUUUGGGGGGGUGCCCACUGUGCUGGCUCUGGAUUUCAUGUGCUUCCUGGUGCUGCUCUUCGUCUUCUCCAUCCUGAGGAAGGUAGCGUGGGAUUAUGGCCGCCUGGCGCUGGUCACUGACGCCGACAGACUGAAGCAGCGUUUCAGCGAGGACGAGCGGGAAUACGUUGCCUCUGCGAUGCACUCGGAGACUCCGGACCGAUACGAGCGACUCACCUCCGUCUCCAGCUCCGUGGACUUCGACCAGAGGGACAAUGGUUUCUGCUCCUGGCUGACGGCCAUCUUCAGAAUAAAGGAUGAGGAGAUCAGAGAGAAGUGUGGAGAGGAUGCAGUUCACUACCUCUCGUUCCAGAGGCACAUCAUUGGGCUGCUGGUGGUGGUGGGGGUCCUCUCAGUGGGCAUCGUGCUGCCUGUCAACUUCUCUGGAGACCUGCUGGAAAACAACGCGUACAGCUUCGGACGCACGACCAUCGCCAACCUGAAGUCUGGGACCAACCUGCUGUGGCUGCACACCUCCUUCGCCUUCAUGUACCUGCUGCUGACCGUCUACAGCAUGAGGAGACACACCUCCAAGAUGCACUACAAGGAGGACGACCUGGUGAAGCGCACUUUGUUCAUUAACGGCAUCUCUAAAUACGCCGAGGAGAGUCAGAUCAAGCAGCACUUUGAACAGGCGUAUGAGAACUGCAAAGUGCUGGAAGCGAGGAUCUGCUACAACGUGGCCAAGCUGAUGGCUCUGAACGCAGAGAGGAAGAAGACGGAGCGCAGUAAGAAGUUCUUCACCGACCUGAUGGUGAAGGAGCACGUUCCCACCAUGAUCAACCCCAAGCCCUGCGGACAUCUGUGCUGCUGCGCCAUCACCGGCUGCGAGGAGGAGGAGGCGGUGAGUUACUACACCAAGACGGAGUCCAAGCUGAAGGAGGAGUACAGGAAGGAGAAGGAGAUUGUCAACACCAAGCCUCUGGGCAUGGCCUUCGUCACCUUCCAGAACGAGGCCAUGACCGCAGUUAUUCUGAAGGACUUCAACGCGUGUCAGGUGCAGGGCUGUCGCUGUCGUCAGGAGCCAGGAUCCUCUCAGUUCAGCGAGGCGCUCCACGUUCACAACUGGAGCGUUUCCUACGCACCCGACCCGCAGAACGUCCGCUGGGAGCACCUGUCUCUGGGCGGGAUCUCCUGGUGGAUCCGCUGCUUCAUCAUCAACGUCAUCCUCUUCCUGCUGCUCUUCUUCCUCACCACGCCCGCCAUCAUCAUCUCCACCAUGGACAAGUUCAACGUCACCAAGCCUGUCGAGUAUCUCAACAAUCCCAUCGUCACCCAGUUCUUCCCCACCCUGCUGCUGUGGGCCUUCUCCGCCCUGCUGCCCACCAUCGUCUACUAUUCCGCCUUCUUCGAGGCUCACUGGACCCGGUCUGGAGAGAACAGGACGACGAUGCACAAAUGUUACACCUUCCUGAUCUUCAUGGUUCUGCUGCUGCCGUCUCUGGGACUCAGCAGCCUGGACGUUUUCUUCCGCUGGCUCUUUGAUAAGAAGUUCCUAGAUGAUGCCAAAGUCAGAUUUGAGUGCGUCUUUCUGCCGGAUAACGGAGCGUUCUUCGUCAACUACGUCAUCGCCUCUGCGUUCAUCGGUAACGCCAUGGACCUGCUGAGGAUCCCCGGCUUACUCAUGUACAUGAUCCGCCUCUGCCUCGCCCGCUCCGCCGCCGACCGCCGCAACGUCAAGAGGCAUCAGGCCUACGAGUUUCAGUUCGGAGCGGCGUACGCCUGGAUGAUGAACGUCUUCACGGUGGUGAUGGCCUACAGCAUCACCUGCCCCAUCAUCGUGCCCUUCGGUCUGAUGUACAUGCUGCUGAAACACCUGGUGGACAGGUACAACAUGUACUACGCCUACCUGCCCUCCAAACUGGACAAGAAAAUCCACUCUGCAGCCGUCACUCAGGUGGUGGCCGCCCCCAUCCUCUGCCUCUUCUGGCUGCUCUUCUUCUCCACCGUGCGUACAGGUUUCGAGACGCCCACCUCCAUGUUCACUCUGGUGGUGCUGAUCGUCACCAUCGUGGUCUGUCUGUCUCACGUCUGCUUCGGACACUUCAAGUACCUCAGCGCUCACAACUACAAGACCGACACUAAGGAGAACGAUGUGGACGUCGUGGAGAACGGACGUCCAGCUCGCCCCUCGUCCUCGCCCACCAUCAAAGCUCAGCGGCAGCAGCAGACGCAGCAGCAGAUCCACAUGCAGCAGCAGAUGUACAUCGCUCAGGUUCUGCAGGAGGGCGGCAGCAACACGGAGGAGGACCGAGGCUCGGCGCAGGACGAGGACUUGUUGAACGGCGGGAACAGCAUCAACGAGGCGGAUUUUCAGUCAGGGGAGGACAGUCUGAUAGCAAACGAGGUCCACCAGUAGCUGGGGGUGGAGCCAGGGGGAGGGGGCGGAGCUAAACAACACAACAGUUAGAUAACUACACACAUAGACACACUUACAGAUAGACUGACACGGUUAGCUCCACCCCCUCCCAGCUCGAAGACUUGACCCUGACCUGGAAACCUGCAGGACCCGGCUCCACUGGAAACCUGCAGGACCCGGCUCUCCACUGGAAACCUGCAGGACCCGGCUCUCCACUGGAAACCUGCAGGACCCGGCUCUCCACUGGAAACCUGCAGGACCCGGCUCUCCACUGGAAACCUGCAGGACCCGGCUCUCCACUGGAAACCUGCAGGACCCGGCUCCCACAGGAACUCACUGUACAUAACCACCAAGCCAAAACUUUUGAGUUUUUACUUUAGUUCUCGGAGUGGGGGGCGGGGUUUAACAAUUCGUGCCUGGGCUGGAUUUUGUUCGUUCGCACUUGUGUCUUGACUCCUGAUCCCACCGCAGGUUACCGGUUCGAUGCUGAGGCUGUCUCCCCCCCCCCCCCCCCGGUGGACGCUUCCAGAACAACGCCCCGUUACACCGCCCUCCUCUACAUCGGAGUGCUCAAUAAGUCGCCAACCGCCAGCUCUCGCAGUGGUAGAAGCUUACGCAGACGCUGUCUCCCUCUCCCUCUAACCCACACCCCUCUCCCUCUAACCCACACCCCUCUCCCUCUAACCCACACCCCUCU
Trematomus bernacchii (emerald rockcod) is the source of this 3545-nucleotide messenger RNA. RefSeq names its product CSC1-like protein 2. Gene Ontology annotation, cellular component: plasma membrane. NCBI's taxonomy places the organism in Eukaryota, Metazoa, Chordata, Actinopteri, Perciformes, Nototheniidae. Gene Ontology annotation, molecular function: calcium-activated cation channel activity; nucleic acid binding. The record is from RefSeq and is a predicted model, not a curated record.